UCAACUCCUCCCCCUUCGCAACGCUUCUCCCUUCUUCUCCUCCUCCUCCUCCUCUGAUCUCUCUCUAUAUAUACUCCUGCCGCCUCCGUUGGGAUACCUCCUUGCUUCCCGUCUCAGGUCGCCAUCGAAGCACCAGUAGCACGCACGAACGCUCUAAAACCAGCGCCAGAUCGCGCGAUCGCCAGCGCGUAGUGUAGCUUGAAGGAUAGUCCCUGAUUGAGGCAGAGGAAGAGGUGGAGGAUGCAGUCGGCGGAGUCGCACUACCAGUCCUACUACGCCGUCCUCGGCGUCCACCCCGGCGCGUCUGCCGCCGAGAUACGCGCCGCCUACCACCGCCUCGCCAUGAGGUGGCACCCGGACAAGAUCGCCAAUGGCCGCGCGGAUCCGGCGCUCGCGGAGGAAGCCAAGGGCAGGUUCCAGAAGAUACACGAGGCGUACCAGGUGUUGUCGGACGAGAAGAGGAGGGCGCUCUACGACGCCGGGGUGUACGACCCCCUUGAGGACGGGCAAGAAGAGGUCGAGGGUUUCCACGAUUUCCUCCAGGAGAUGCUCUCGCUCAUGGCCACCGUUGGGAGAGAGGAGCCCGUGUAUUCCCUUGGCGAACUCCAAUCCAUGCUCGACGGUAUGAUGCAGGAUUUCGCCUCGCCCCAGCCGGCGGCGGCGGCAGCGGCACCACCAAGCAGCAGCAGCAGCAGCAGCAGCAGCUUCUUCACCGGCGCCGGUUCGUCGCGGUUCAACGCACCGAGCAGCGGGCAGAAGCGUCGACGAUCCUCCUCCCGCGUGCGACCCCAGGGGUUCGGCAGCUCGGCGUGCUUCAGCCGCACGGCUUUCUCUGGCUGCUGAGCACUCUCGUUUUCCUGCACGCGUCGCAAUUCAUGCAUCUGGGACUCUGGGUGUCCCAGGCAGGCUUCAGAAACCACUAUGAUCGCCGAUGUGAGGACAGUAUUGUUUGAAGGGUCGUUGGGGAUGUCGAGCUUUUGCGAUGCACGGAGCACACCCGUUAGAUCGAGGGGAAUAAACGAUGGAUAUGUUUCUAGUUGAGCAGGAACACAAGAGGGGCUUUUGGUACUACUUUUUUUUUCCGAGUUUUUUCUAGAUAGGUGUACAUAGAGAACAUCCUCAUUCUGUGCGACCGUGUGACAUUACGAACUGGUGUUGCAUUUGUACAGCUUGAGCUUUUGUGCGUGCGUCUGGUGACAAUUUGUAGUGAAGGUUGUCCUUUUUUUGCCCAAGAUAAAGCCUAUUUUCCAGCUCUGCC
Molecule: messenger RNA, 1258 nt
Organism: Brachypodium distachyon (stiff brome)
Lineage: Eukaryota; Viridiplantae; Streptophyta; Magnoliopsida; Poales; Poaceae
Product: dnaJ homolog subfamily B member 3
Exons: 5
Coding region: 241-843 (200 amino acids)
Source: RefSeq, a predicted model, not a curated record